Galleria mellonella (greater wax moth) is the source of this 4507-nucleotide messenger RNA. RefSeq names its product ATP-binding cassette subfamily C member 4-like. Gene Ontology annotation, biological process: transmembrane transport. Gene Ontology annotation, cellular component: membrane. The record is from RefSeq and is a predicted model, not a curated record. Gene Ontology annotation, molecular function: ATP binding; ATP hydrolysis activity; ABC-type transporter activity. Lineage: Eukaryota; Metazoa; Arthropoda; Insecta; Lepidoptera; Pyralidae. The transcript is spliced from 25 exons. The coding region runs from base 146 to 4234 and encodes 1362 amino acids.
UGUGGUGUUACAAGUCAGUAGUGUGUGAGCGCGGUGCGCUGUAAACAUCUGUACGUUAAUGAUAUAAAAUUUUAUAGACUGUGACGUGAAGUUGUAUUUAUACAGUAUUACAUUAUAUAAAAACAUUUUAAUACAAGUAAAAACAAUGGGUGCAAAAGAAAUAAACGGUAGUGCUAUAAAAGCAAACAAAAAAAAUAAAGAAAAACCUAAAGCUUCGCCCACUCCGCAGAAACGACCGGGAGCGAUUUCGCGGUUUUUCUUCUGUUGGAUGUUUCCUUUAUUCUAUUACGGGAAUAUUCGUGAUCUGGAUGAAAGUGAUUUGGUGAAAGCAAAAAAAAAUUAUGACUCAAAACGUACAGGAGAUGAGUUAGAACGGAGAUGGCUAGAAGAAGAAGAAGCAGCGAAAGUGGCUGGCCGAAAGCCUUCUUUUAGAAACGUCCUCAUCAAAACUUUCAUUUGGUCCUUCUUACCUGGUGGGCUCAUGCAAUUUGGUUACGUAGUAUUAAGAACAGGAACACCGCUACUUUUUGCCCGGCUACUUCAGUUUUGGUCCCCGACCGAUACUAUAGACCAGCUGACGGCGAUGUACUACGCUGUCGGGCUCAUCCUCGCCAACUGGGUGGCAGCUUUCUUUAAUCACCACGGUAAUUUGUAUUGUCAGCAGUUCGGGAUGAAACUUCGAGUGGCUACUAGCUCGUUAAUGUUUAGAAAGAUAAUGCGUAUGAACAACGGGUCUCUUGGUGAGACGACGGCGGGAAAAGUGGUGAAUCUGCUCUCUAACGAUCUGCAGCGGUUUGACAUGGCCUUUCUCUUUUUGCACUACAUUUGGAUCAUCCCACUGCAGCUAAUCGCAGUAUCCUAUCUAGGUUACAUGCAGGCGAAAAACGCUGCCCUAAUAGGGUUAGCGGCUUUAAUUUUAAUUGCAUUGCCAAUUCAAGUUACUAUCGGUAGGGUACUUGGUAAAGUGCGUAUGCGCACAGCCGAAAGGACAGACGAUAGAAUAAAAGUAAUGAGCGAAGUUAUAAAUGGAAUUCAAGUUAUCAAAAUGUACGCUUGGGAGAUUCCGUUCCAAAAGGUGGUUAGAGACAAACGUGGUAAUGAGAUGAAGCAAAUACGAGUCGCUACCGCACUUAGAGUUGUGUUCUUAGGAUUUUUGAUAUUUACGGAGAGAACCGCGCUCUUCAUUACAAUACUUACAUUUAUAUUGUUUGGCAACUCCAUGACAGCUAAUGUUAUAUAUCCAUUACAACAGUUUAUGAACGCAGCUCAGAUUAAUAUAACAUUGAUUCUCCCUUUGGUGUUUGCAUUCUCAUCCGAAUUACUUGUUUCAAUUGGACGAGUUCAAGACUUCCUUAUGUUAGAGGACCGUCCCGACUUGGUGGCGAGCCAUUCGACCUCAAUGGCGAGUAUAUUCCGAGACUCUAUCAGCUCCAGUGAAAAAGAUAUGUGUGUUAAAGCGCUCUCGUACAAAAGAAAAUCGGAUGCAUCCUUUGUUAAACGUUCGAGCAUGGAACGGAAAUAUGCAAGAAGCGUAUCGCAGCCAGCAUUGGACAUCGCAGUGGAAGUACGUGAUGUAUGCGCAAGCUGGACAAGUGACCCCAACUUCUUGGCUCUCAAGAAUGUUUCCAUGCGGCUGCGUAAAGGCAAGCUCUGCGCUAUCAUUGGAGCCGUCGGUUCUGGAAAAUCGUCUCUGUUACAACUACUGCUAAAAGAAUUGCCAGCGGCUUCUGGCAGCGUUUCAAUACAAGGAAGCCUGUCAUACGCAUGCCAAGAGGCGUGGCUCUUCCCCAGCACGGUCCGAGAGAACAUCUUAUUUGGCCUUCCUUAUGACCCGGUUAAGUACAGAAAGGUCUGCAAAGUAUGCACGCUUGAAAAAGAUUUCCUGCAAUUUCCAUACGGAGACCAGACUUUGGUGGGUGAGAGAGGAGUGUCCCUAUCGGGGGGUCAACGAGCCAGGAUCAAUUUGGCGCGCUCUGUUUACAGAGAAGCUGAUAUCUACUUACUGGAUGACCCGUUGUCUGCUGUGGAUGCGAACGUAGGACGGCUGCUCUUCGAGGGAUGCAUCAAUGGUUAUUUACGCGGGCGGACCCGCAUUCUCGUUACUCAUCAAAUACACUUCCUUAAGGCUGCUGAUUAUAUCGUCGUGCUAAAUGAGGGUCGAGUGGAGAAUAUGGGCACUUUUGAUGAGCUUGUGUCAUCCGGCAAGGAAUUUUCUACGAUACUGGCCAGUUUACAAGAAAGCAAGGACAAAGACGCUGAGAGCGUGGGAUCUGGAGCGAGUGUGGAAGACAAACCUUCCUUAGCAAGAGCCCAAUCAUUCACUAAUGAUGAAGAAGAGAAGCUGCCUCAAUUUGAAGCACAGAAGAUGGUAGCAGAAGAACGACAAUCAGGCAAUUUGCGAUGGGAGGUGAUAGCGGCAUAUUUCACUUCAGGCGGAAGCAAGUUAUUCAUUACGUUUACAGUAUUAAUGAUUGCAUUGGCAGCAGCGAGUGGUGCAUCGGCUGACUUCUGGGUCAGUUAUUGGUCGAAUCAAAUGGCUAUAUACGAAGAGAACUUAUCGGGAGAAAAUAUGGAUCCUGGUUUAGGUGUGCAAGUUGGACGGUUCACUACAGGACAAUAUCUUAUUAUUCAUGGAUGUAUCGUUUUUAUGUGUGUACUGCUAACUAAUCUGAGAGUUUUAACUUUUGUCAAACUGUGUGUCUCUGCUUCCAAAAAGCUACACGAUGUAAUGUUCUCCACUAUGAUUAAAGGCAUCAUGCGAUUUUUCGACACAAGUUCAUCAGGUCGAAUUCUAAAUCGUUUUACUAAGGACAUGGGUGCUUUAGAUGAAAUUUUGCCUAGGACACUUAUGGACGUAUUUCAGAUAUAUUGCAAUCUAGCUUGCGUUUUGAUAUUGAACGCAAUAGCUCUAUAUUGGACUCUGGUCCCAUCUGUAGUACUGUUAAUUCUGUUUGUCUUAUUUGUAAAAGUUUAUUUAAAGACUGCACAAGGAAUUAAAAGAUUGGAAGGCACAACAAAAAGUCCAGUAUUCGGUAUGGUCACUUCUUCCUUGAACGGUAUAGCUACAAUUAGGUCAUUUGGCGCCCAAAAGAGGCUUAUUGAACAGUUUGAUGAGCAUCAGGACUUAAAUACAUCUGCAUGGAAUGGAUACUUGGGUGGAGGCUGCGCAUUCGGCUUUUAUUUAGAUUCCAUGUGCUUGGUCUACCUUAGCAGCAUCAUAUUUGCAUUCCUUUAUCUUGAUUUUGGAGACGCGAUCCCAGUUGGCAGUGUAGGACUAGCGGUGACGCAGAGCAACACGCUGACGAUGAUGCUGCAGCACGGCGCGCGCAUGCUUGUGGAGUUCAUUGCACAGCUGACCAGUGUUGAGCGUGUGCUCGAAUACACUCGCAUCGACACAGAGCCAAACCUCUUUCAAGGAAAAAUAGAGACACCCCCACAAUGGCCGUCGCAUGGCAGGAUUGAGUUUCAGAAAGUAUUUUUGCGAUACGCGCCAGACGAACCGCCGGUACUUAAAGACAUGAACAUUAUUGUUGAAAGUGGAUGGAAGGUGGGUAUCGUCGGUAGGACAGGCGCUGGGAAGUCGUCAUUAAUAUCGGCGUUAUUUAGAUUCGCUUACAUUGACGGAUUGAUAUCUAUCGAUGGUGUCGACACGUCUUUAAUUGGAAGACAGGAACUUAGAUCGAAAAUUUCCAUUAUACCUCAAGAGCCGGUUCUGUUCUCUGCUACUAUUAGGUACAAUUUAGAUCCUUUCAAUAUCUACAGCGACAAUGACCUUUGGAAAGCGCUUGAACAGGUGGAUAUGAAAUCAGCGGUCCCAUCUUUAGACUUUAAAGUGACUGAAGGUGGUUCAAACUUCUCCGUGGGGCAAAGGCAGCUGAUGUGCUUAGCGCGUGCUGUGCUCAGGUCAAACAAAAUACUUAUUAUGGAUGAAGCCACUGCGAACGUGGAUCCCCAGACGGAUAAUUUCAUUCAGGAGACGAUCAGGCGACAGUUUUCAUCAUGUACAGUAUUAACGAUUGCGCACCGUUUGAACACGAUCAUGGAUUCGGAUCGCGUGCUUGUGAUGAAUUUCGGUCAGGUGGCCGAGUUUGAUCACCCGUAUAUAUUACUGUCUGAUCCUAACAGCAUGUUCUCGUCGAUGGUUCGAGAGACCGGCGAGAAGAACAGCGCCCAGCUCUUCCAAGUCGCGAAAGAAUCGUAUUUCCAAAGUAAUCUGAAAGAAAAUGCCAGAUAAAACAUGUGAUUUAUAUUAUACUCGUAAAUCUAAUAUAAGCAUAUUAGACAUGAGAGACAUGUUUGCAUUAUUUCCAUUAAAAAUAAUAGACGAUAUUAGUAGAAAAGAUUCAAUAUUAUCUAUCUACUAAAUAAACUGUAAUAAUGGAAAUUACGUUACUGAAUAAGGACUGUAUGAGUAUUUAGAUUAAGACUACUUUUAGGAUGUAUAUUGUAAAUAAACAAUUUUGAUACAACACGAACGAAAUAAACCAAUAAAACUGUUUUUAAUUUA